Molecule: messenger RNA, 1938 nt
Organism: Cynara cardunculus var. scolymus (artichoke)
Lineage: Eukaryota; Viridiplantae; Streptophyta; Magnoliopsida; Asterales; Asteraceae
Product: mediator of RNA polymerase II transcription subunit 1-like
Exons: 5
Coding region: 368-1696 (442 amino acids)
Molecular function (GO): DNA-binding transcription factor activity
Source: RefSeq, a predicted model, not a curated record
AAAUUUUGCAAUUAAUCAUCAAAAUUUAACCUAAUUUGGAUGGUUUUCCUUUUUUUCUCAGUGAUUUUGAUCUAUCUGGAUACUCUCUUAACUCCAUCAUGAUUUUGUUAUGAUCGUGUAUUAAAUACGUAUAAUCUGGCUUUAAUUGUAUGUCUCUGUAUAAGGUUUUGAAGAUCUUGUGUGAUCUAUACACUUAGAUGCACAUUUCGGUUUCUUUUUUGAUUCUGUUGAAAUUUUUAAUAGGGUUUGAUUUUUUGGAUUGAUCAUUUUUGGGGGGAAUUCAUGAUUUGUCCUUGUAUAUGUGAAUUACCUAUUUUGAGUUCUCUUUAAAAAGAAUUCAAUGUGAUCUUUUAGAUGGCAGUGAUCAAUGGCUCAAGACGAACAUACCUCUAGGUGUAGUAAUAGCAGUAGCGGUGGUGCUGGUGGUGGUGGUGGUGGCGGUGGCGGUGGUGCUGGUGGUAGUAGUCAUAGAUCUUCAAAGAAGUUGAAGCAUAAGAAAGUGCCUCAGAGAGGAAUGGGGGUUGCUCAGCUGGAGAAGAUUAUAUCCGAAGAACAACAGAAGAAAGAUGUAUCUGUUUUGACAUCCAAUUCCAUCAUUUCUCCGAGCAAUUCAUCUUCCAAUUUGGCCACCACCAUUCAAAAAGUUCCCAAUUUCAGGCCAUCACCAAUUUCUUCAUCUUCCAUCCCUUUGCCACCACCAUUACCACCCAAUCACCAUCCUUUGAUUUCCAAAACUGAUGCUGUGAACCCCAUAUCUGCUUCCACCUUUUCCAAGCCAGCGAGCAUGAGCAGUGGGGGCGGUGGUGGUGUCGGAGGUAGUAAUUGGUGUAGGUUAUGGAGUGAUGGAGAUUACAGUUUUGAAGGGGAGAAACAGAAUCAAAGUCAAAAUCAUAAUCAAAAUCAUGGGUUGGACCACCCUAGAUACACUGCAGCCUUUCCAGCAAAUCUUGGUGGUUUGCCUUACGAAUCCAACCCACCUAUUUGGCCUCCUCCUCCUCCUAAUCUAAUGAUGCAAAGAUCACAACAUCUUCAGCAACCUUGUUCUUCAUCAAUGGUGAAUGUUUCCUCUGGAACUUCAUCAUCGUCUUCAUCCUCUGUUAUGAAUUUGCAGAUGGAGCCCCCUUCAAACCAAAGCUAUUGUGGCAACAACUAUCAACCAUUGUGGUCAGAGGAAGAGAAGAUGGUUGGCAUGAAGAGGCCAUACCCCUUUUCAUUGGAAAAUGUUCCAAUUCCAUCUUUUCACUGCAAAUUUCCUUCUGCUUAUAUCCCUUCCAUCCCAAGAUCAGAUGAAUCAGCUUCUUGUAGCAAUGGAGGCACUGUUAGCAUAGAAUCUGCACAUCCAAUUUUCAGAGAACCCCCUUUAAGCUCAGGAGCCAUAAACGAUACAGUAACAAAGAAAUUCAUCGAUGAAAACCAAGGUCUCACCCGAGAUUUUCUCAAGUUAGCCCCUCCUCAACCACAUUCGAGUUCGAAAGAGAAGCUGCAUUCUUCGCCUUGUAUAGGAGAACAGACCCAGUUUGAAACUCUAUCACCUCAUAAAGGUCAAUCAAAAGGUUCAACCCAUUUUUCUGGACCAGGUGGGUCAAACCCGCAGCCGUUUCUUAGUUUCUUCCCAGCUGCAAAAACACCGAUGGGGCAGCCAGGAAACAGCAAUGGUGAAGCGGGGGAAAGCGUUGAUCUUAAUUUGAAGCUAUAGAAGGCUCUCCCUAUUUUCUUGAAGUCUUGUUCAUUUCAGUUGGCAAAGUAAGGUAGCUCUUUUUUCUUCAACAAGUGAUCAUGAAUGAGAAAUAAAAACUAUAUCACCCCCGCCCCCUCUAUUUUGAAUGUAGUUUAAUUUACUUUGGGGCAAGUUCAAGUAGUCAAUGGAAAAAAACACACUGUAGCUAUGGCUUAGCAAGACAUAGAGAUCGUGAUUUAUGAACUAAUCGAACUUUGUUG